CCCCGUCACGGUCUACGGUCGGAUGUUGUUGCCCCUUCGACGACCAGGGGCUGCGAGUUUCGCCCUACGCGCUCGACGUACCUGCUUCUCCAUGGUACAUAGCUAGUCUAGCAACUGUGGUGCAACGCUCGUUGUCGCGCGCUGUCUGCAACAGAACUCGACAGCCAAUGGACUCUCCCAAGGUGCGCUUCCAAGGCGGGGCGGCGGCCGUGACGGAUGCCCUGGCUAGCCACGUACGCGCCAAGGGGGUAAAGAUUGUGCUAGGCUGCGUGGUGAACAAAAUAUCUACGACCGAUGCCGAUGCGGUGCUGGUGGAGGGUGUAGAGCUGGCCGAGCCGAGAAGUUGGAGAGCCGGUGCCGCACUGCUGGCGAUUCCUCCCCGCCUUAUCCUGCCGCCGCUAAUUUCGUGGGAGCCAAGCUUGCCGGCUGAGCUCGCCGAGGCUGCGGGGGCAACUCCAACGUGGAUGGCAGACACCACCAAGGUUCUAGUGACGUAUCCGCGUCCGUUUUGGAGGGAGCAGGGUUUAAGCGGGACCGCAAUGGGCUACGGGGAGGGGCCCAUCAACCAACUCUACGAUUCGUGUGGUUCAGACGGCAGUGAACCCCACGCGCUUUGUGGGUUUAUUUUUGGCGCCGGGGCGGACCUUCCUGGCGAUGACACCCUAAGGCUGCGGGUGAUCGAGCAGCUCGAACGGAUGUUCGGCGCUGAGGCCAGGUCUGCUCUGAGCUUCUCCUCUCAUCGCUGGGGGGAGCAGCCCUUGACAAGCGGAAACGGAGGUGGCACAGGCGGAGGACACGACGACAUGGGAAAAUCUGAGCUGAAGAUACCGUUCGGCUCGGCUUCACAUGGCGGAGCUCCUCGUGUCUGGUUAUCCGCGGCGGAAACUGAUGCGAGGCACGCGGGACUGAUGGAGGGUGCUCUUGUGGCCGGAAAGAGGGUAGCGGAACAGGUAAUUCUCGCAGGGAUCGUGGCGUCAAAGCAAGACAGCGAAGCAGCCAAAGAAGAAGAGGCCACGUGUACGGCGUCGGGAGGAAAUGCGCUUUAGGCUAACCUAUGUCAUGCGCCGUAUUGGCCACGAAGCGAAAGACGAGCAGCACCCACGGCCUCCUCUUGGACAAUGGUUAGUGACUAGGCUGGCUGCUGCUGUUUUCCUUGGAUCCAGGCUACAAAAAUUGACCACAUGUAUGCAUAGUUGGCAGGAUUUUUUUUGCU
This is a messenger RNA of Ectocarpus siliculosus, 1213 nucleotides long. Lineage: Eukaryota; Phaeophyceae; Ectocarpales; Ectocarpaceae. The record is from the annotation of a GenBank genome assembly.